CUAGCUGCUAGCUCGUAUGACUGUCGAGGUCGUGGUCGAGGUGACCGAACGUCCAGAUCGACGCCCACGUCAAUACUAGGCUUGGUGCUGGGACGUUGCCCUGGUCAGCAUUCUUGUAGAUACCUGAGGAUCGAGGUUGGAAAAAUUUUAUUACUGAAGCGUCAAUGAAUCUUUAUCAACGACCGGACGGUCAGUGCUUCGGCACUGUUGAUCGACUUUCAUAGUUGCCACAAUUUCUCCUGUAUUAAGCGGUGGACAAGGAGAGUGACCAUUUUCGAUUCGAAAGUGCAUUGCUUUAUAAAUCUCGCUAUUUUCUGUCCGUUCAUUUGUUUUGAGUAAAACGUCAGCAUUGAGUACAACUUGACAGCGAUAGUGACUAUGCGAAUGUCUCUUUCAGCUCCUGGCUAAUGUGUUUAACCGGUCCGAUAUCACGGGGAUUUUAACUUUUUCACGGGAGCCAUUGUAUAUUCCAAUUUCUAUCAUGUUCAGUCGAUGAUCACGGUUAGCAUAUAUUAUUAAGACAGAGUGACCAUUUGAACAAUUAUUCAUGAACACGAUGAUACCAGAAUAUGCUACGAUAAAUUGUGCCAUUGAUUUCAUUAAUAGCGUUAAAUAAACUCUUCAGUCUUCUUGAAACUUGCAUCACACCUUUUUUAAAAGUUGACAUUGACAUUUACGUAUCCAGUCGUUGAGAAGAGACUUGACUUGGCCAUCUUGAACAACUGACUUUAUUACCUCUUUCGUUUGUAAUUAGACAUCAAGUAUGGAGGCGAAGAGAAAAUCGUUUUUAAUCUGUGAUAUUUUGAGUGAGAAUUUUUCGGCAUUUCGUCACCCCGCCGCCGGGGCCUUAGGUUGUCCGACAAACAUGAGUCGUUAUACCGCUAUGAUGAAGGCCUACACGGGCUACCACACAACCUCAGGAAUCGGUGCAAAUCUUGCAGUCGACAUCUUGUAUCCAACUCUGAUUCAUUCCCCCUCUAUACCAAUCCACCACCACGCCCCUGCCACGCCCACUCCUCACCUUCAUCUACUCAAACACAACUCCGCAUCCAGCAUACCACCGGCGAGAAAUCACCCCAAUAACAGACCGCUAGAUAGCCAGAAUUUCCCCGAUGGAUGCCGCCCCGCGUCGGCCGCUGAGGCUCAUUUACCCGCGACUCUUCCGAUCAAGCCGCGAAGACCGAGGCGACGACGAACGACGUUCACUCCAGGGCAGCUGGCGGCCAUGGAGAGGAAAUUUCGCUGCCAGAAAUAUUUGAGCGUUGCGGAGAGGGGCAUGUUGGCCGACCGACUAGGCUUGAAUGAAACUCAGAUUAAGACAUGGUAUCAAAAUAGAAGAACAAAAUGGAAGCGACUGACAGGCCCAGCGGAGAGGAUGGAGGAAUUACGUCAUCACUUUUGCAACGAGGACGGCUGCCCUGGCCGCAUGCGCAAACACGUUCGCGAUGUGGUAGGCACUGAUCUGAUUGGUCCUACGACCUUGACGUCAUCGCCCGACAGCAACCAAUUAGGAGAGGAGAAUAGUUCAGCAGAGAAUGGACUGCUGUCAACAUUUCAAGAAAGCUCAACUGAAAGCUUUCAUUCCGCAGAUGAAGAGGAAGUUUGCUCUUGACUUCAUGAUAAAGUUAGACUGAUUUGGAAGAGGGUAGUUUUAUCCAAUAUUGCUCGAGACCUCUAUUUAUUGUUUUUCCAGUUUUGAGAACUGGUGUGCCGCUCUUGCUUUUGUGGCAGUAAUUUUCACUAUUAUGAGUGAAAGUAGAAUGAAAAUCAUCAUUUAAUCCAAAUCAGGAGUGCACUCAAGCCGUUGAGCAAUUUAAUGUUUUCAUACUAUUGUACAUGUACUAUUUAUUCUAAUUACUAUGUGUUUUACUCUGUACUUGGUCUUAUACACAUUUAGUCUAAUUGCCAAUUAGUCCAAUGUCCAGACGGACUAAAUUUCACUCACUCAAAUGAAAAUUUGAUUCAUGAACAGUUCAUCUAACCAGAAAGACUGGGUGGUGUCAGAUCAAUGGGAUAUUAUACACAAUGGGUCUAGUCAAACUCGAAAUUAGACAAAAUGGCGAUUAGACCAAACAGUUAGUAGAAGAACUGUUUGUACUGUAGAUGAACUAGGAUUAGACCAUGUGGGGUGAGAAAGUAGACCAAUCGGGUAUAGACCAAGUGGCAGUUUAUCAGGACAAUACACCAAAUGCACAAAACAACAGGAUAUAUGUUUUUAUCAUAAUACUUUUUUAAUCAAUGAACAGAAUAUAUUUCACUCUUUGAUUUUGUACAUUUCAAACGCAAUGGUCACAAUACUUUUUUUUUUACACAACACAUUUGUAGCAGCCUCGUAACUUUUGCGUGUUAAUACCUUGGAUUUAAGUUGAUAACUCGACUGUAAAAUGGUUCCAUGACAUUUGCUCCGGCGAUAAUUGCUCCGAUGAAAAAUCUGCACAUUAAGCCAAACAAAAAACCUAACCUCCAAAACUAAUAAACCCUUAUCCUUAUCUUUACACUAUUUAACUCUAUUACAUUCCUUUCUUUAACCCUAUGCGGUUUGAGAUAUUAAGACAGGAGGAAAUGUCGCAGGAGCAAAUGUCGUGUCACCAAACAAUACCAGGGCAGUAUAAUAUAUAAUGAGCAAAGGCAGCUCUUUAUACAUGCUUGCAAAUUGCAUCAAA
This is a messenger RNA of Lytechinus pictus (painted urchin), 2663 nucleotides long. Its product is annotated as homeobox protein EMX1-like. Lineage: Eukaryota; Metazoa; Echinodermata; Echinoidea; Temnopleuroida; Toxopneustidae. The record is from RefSeq and is a predicted model, not a curated record. The transcript has 3 exons. Gene Ontology annotation, biological process: animal organ development; regulation of transcription by RNA polymerase II. Bases 764 to 1612 code for a protein of 282 amino acids. Gene Ontology annotation, molecular function: DNA-binding transcription factor activity, RNA polymerase II-specific; RNA polymerase II cis-regulatory region sequence-specific DNA binding. Gene Ontology annotation, cellular component: nucleus.